GCUAGUCAUGUCAAAGAAGGAGGAAGUGCAGGGCUUAUUCCCAGCCAGUUCCUGGAAGAGAAGAGAAAGGCCUUUGUUAGGAGGGACUGGGACAACUCAGGGCCUUUCUGCGGAACAAUAAGCAGCAAAAAAAAGAAAAAGAUGAUGUAUCUCACUACAAGAAAUGCAGAAUUUGAUCGUCAUGAAAUCCAGAUCUAUGAGGAAGUAGCCAAAAUGCCCCCUUUUCAGAGGAAAACACUGGUCUUAAUUGGGGCCCAAGGAGUGGGGCGAAGGAGUUUGAAGAACAGGUUUAUAGUACUGAAUCCUGCUAGGUUUGGAACUACAGUGCCAUUUACUUCACGAAAGCCAAGGGAUGAUGAAAAGGAUGGGCAAGCGUACAGAUUUGUGUCACGAGGUGAAAUGGAGAUGGAUAUUAAAGCUGGCAGAUAUUUAGAACAUGGAGAAUAUGAAGGAAAUCUUUAUGGCACCAAAAUUGAUUCCAUACUUGAAGUUGUUCAGACAGGAAGGACCUGCAUCUUGGAUGUGAAUCCACAGGCCCUGAAAAUACUGAGGACUUCAGAAUUCAUGCCCUAUGUAGUGUUUAUUGCUGCUCCGGAGUUGGAGACCUUACGUGCUAUGCACAAGGCUGUGGUAGAUGCUGGAAUUACAACCAAACUUCUCACUGACACUGAUUUGAAGAAGACAGUGGAUGAAAGCGCCCGGAUCCAGAGAGCGUACAACCACUAUUUUGACCUGACCAUUGUAAACGACAACCUGGACAAAGCCUUCGAGAAGCUGCAGAUGGCUAUCGAGAGACUGAGGCUGGAGCCGCAGUGGGUCCCCAUCAGCUGGGUGUACUGAAGUAACAAAAUCAACCGCAGCAAAUGCGGCGGCGUGUAGAUAGCGGUGAUAACCUACGGCACCUGUGCAUUUUUACUCUGUGUAUAUUCAAGAGUACACUAUUACGAAUUUUUAUAAAAAUGUUGAAGGGAAAGUGUACUUAAAUAUGUAAUUUAUUUUAAUUUUUCUAACUUUUUACAGAUAACCUUUCUAUUCAUAUCACAUGAAGGAAAUGCGUUUAAGCAUUUUUGUAUGUUUUGAUUUAGUACCUUUGCCUUUUUCAUCUAAGAAACUUUCAGUCAUUCACGUCAACAUUUACAUCUUGGUCUUACAUUUUUCACUGUGAUUAAAAAAAAGGAUACU
Messenger RNA from Mesitornis unicolor (brown roatelo), 1182 nucleotides. Its product is annotated as MAGUK p55 subfamily member 6. The transcript is spliced from 6 exons. The record is from RefSeq and is a predicted model, not a curated record. The annotation marks the transcript as partial. NCBI's taxonomy places the organism in Eukaryota, Metazoa, Chordata, Aves, Mesitornithiformes, Mesitornithidae. Gene Ontology annotation, molecular function: protein binding. Gene Ontology annotation, cellular component: cell-cell junction; plasma membrane.